AUGUCAAAGGAAACCUUCGCAUUCAAUGCCGAUAUUAGGCAGUUAAUGAGUUUAAUAAUUAACACAUUUUAUAGCAACAAGGAAAUCUUUCUGAGAGAAUUGAUUAGUAAUGCAAGUGAUGCUCUGGACAAAAUUAGAUAUGAAUCCAUUACAGAUACGCAGAAAUUGUCCGCGGAACCAGAGUUCUACAUUCGUAUUAUUCCAGACAAAACGAACAACACGCUAACAAUUGAAGACUCUGGUAUUGGUAUGACAAAAAAUGAUUUGAUCAAUAACUUAGGAACAAUUGCUAGAUCAGGAACGAAGGCAUUUAUGGAGGCUAUUCAAGCCAGUGGAGACAUUUCUAUGAUUGGUCAGUUUGGUGUUGGUUUCUACUCAGCCUACCUUGUUGCGGAUCACGUUGUUGUUGUAUCGAAAAAUAAUGAUGAUGAACAAUACGUGUGGGAAUCUGCUGCGGGUGGCUCUUUCACUGUGACGAAGGAUGAAUCCAAUGAAAAGAUAGGAAGAGGUACAAAAAUUAUUCUUCACUUGAAGGAUGACCAAUUGGAGUAUCUAGAAGAAAAAAGAAUUAAAGACUUGGUGAAGAAGCACUCUGAAUUUAUUUCCUUCCCAAUUAAGCUAUAUUGUGAAAGACAAAACGAGAAAGAAAUCACCGCAUCUGAGGACGAAGCAGAGGAGGAAGAUGCUGAUGGAGAGAAGAAGAAAGAAGGAAAGGAUGAAUUGGAAGAAGGAGAAGAUGCUGACAAGGAAAAGAAAGAAGACAAUGAGGAGGAAGAAGAUAAGGAAAAGGGAGAUGACCACCCAAAAGUGGAAGAUGUAACAGAAGAAUUAGAAAAUGCGGAGAAAAAAAAAAAGAAGGAAAAGAGAAAGAAAAAAAUACACACCGUUGAACACGAAUGGGAAGAAUUAAACAAACAAAAACCUCUCUGGAUGAGAAAACCUGAAGAAGUCACCAAUGAAGAAUAUGCUAGCUUCUACAAAUCCCUGACGAAUGAUUGGGAGGAUCACUUGGCUGUCAAACAUUUUUCUGUUGAAGGACAACUAGAAUUUAAGGCACUUUUAUUUAUUCCGAAAAGAGCCCCCUUCGAUAUGUUCGAAAAUAGAAAGAAGAGAAACAACAUCAAGUUGUAUGUUAGACGUGUCUUCAUCAUGGACGACUGUGAGGAGAUUAUCCCUGAGUGGCUUAACUUCGUCAAGGGUGUUGUCGAUUCGGAGGAUUUACCACUGAACAUUUCCAGAGAAUCCUUACAACAGAACAAAAUUCUCAAGGUCAUUAAGAAAAACUUAAUCAAGAAAUGCCUUGACAUGUUUUCUGAACUAGCCGAAAACAAGGACAACUACAAGAAAUUUUAUGAACAGUUCAGUAAGAACUUGAAGCUGGGUAUCCACGAGGACAACGCCAACCGUGCGAAGAUCACUGAGUUGCUCCGCUUCCAAACCUCCAAAUCUGGUGAUGAAAUGAUAGGACUGAAGGAAUACGUAGACAGAAUGAAGGAGAACCAGAAGGAUAUCUACUACAUCACGGGUGAAUCCAUCAACGCAGUGUCUAACUCGCCAUUCUUGGAAGCUCUCACGAAGAAGGGAUUCGAAGUGAUAUAUAUGGUUGACCCAAUCGAUGAGUAUGCAGUACAACAGUUGAAAGAUUUCGAAGGAAAGAAAUUAAAAUGUUGUACCAAGGAAGGUCUCGACAUUGAUGAUUCUGAAGAAGCGAAGAAGACAUUCGAAACAAUGAAGGCUGAAUAUGAAGGUCUAUGUAAAGUUAUAAAGGAUGUACUUCAUGAGAAGGUAGAGAAAGUUGUAGUUGGACAAAGAAUAACAGACUCACCAUGUGUUUUGGUUACAUCUGAAUUUGGAUGGUCAGCCAACAUGGAAAGAAUUAUGAAAGCUCAAGCUUUAAGAGAUAACUCCAUGACUAGCUAUAUGUUGUCGAAAAAAAUUAUGGAAAUCAAUGCACGCCAUCCAAUCAUUACUGCUUUGAAACAAAAGGCAGAUGCAGACAAGUCAGACAAAACUGUUAAAGAUUUAAUAUGGCUUCUAUUCGAUACUUCUCUCUUAACCUCUGGAUUUGCCCUUGAGGAACCCACCACCUUCUCCAAGAGAAUUCACAGAAUGAUUAAAUUGGGUCUGUCCAUUGAUGAGGAUGAAAACAACGACAUUGAGUUGCCACCCUUGGAAGAGACCAUCGACGCUACUGACUCCAAGAUGGAGGAGGUUGACUAA
Plasmodium knowlesi strain H is the source of this 2220-nucleotide messenger RNA. Its product is annotated as heat shock protein 90, putative. Lineage: Eukaryota; Apicomplexa; Aconoidasida; Haemosporida; Plasmodiidae. Bases 1 to 2220 code for a protein of 739 amino acids. Gene Ontology annotation, molecular function: ATP binding; ATP hydrolysis activity; ATP-dependent protein folding chaperone. The transcript has 2 exons. Gene Ontology annotation, biological process: protein stabilization; protein folding; cellular response to heat. The record is from RefSeq and is a predicted model, not a curated record. Gene Ontology annotation, cellular component: protein-containing complex; plasma membrane; perinuclear region of cytoplasm.